CUAUGUCUUUCGCCACCUGCCUUUGGGGCAGUCGAGGAGCGGUGGUGAACUCAGGAAGUGGGAGCUUCUAGAGCAGUGGCUUUGUUGAUGUGGUCCAGGACACAGCCACCGCACCUGGGUGCUCUUAAGAAACGUCGAUCCCCGGGUCUCAUCUCAUAACCGCUGAAUUAGAAACUUGGGGCUGGAGUCCAGGACUCCGUUAAGCGCUCCAGGUGACCCUGAUGUACGCUCGAGUUCUACAAUCUUAGAGGUUAAAAAAUGUGCACCUCGUUUGCUUCUAAUAUCUCUUAAGCUGCUGUUUCUGCCUGAGCCAAAUCAGAGACCUUAUAACACGGACCGCGGGCACUCGAGAAACGCACAUGUACGGAGACACCGGGGCCGGAACUGGAAGUCCAUCCUGGGACCUCUCACUCCAACCUCGAGGUCACAAUGAAGGCCGAGGCUCUGGAUGGGCUGCCAAAAGGACCACACAGGGCUGGAAUCAGAGAGUGCGAGAAAGGCAGGUGUCGGAGCCGAACAGGACCCAGCUGAGCCAGGACUUGGGUGGGGGCACCCUGGCUAUCGACACACUGCCGGAUAACAGGACCAGGGUGGUGGAGGACAACCACAGCUACUAUAUAUCCCGUGUCUACGGCCCCAGUGAGCCCCGCAGUCGGGAACUGUGGGUGAAUGUGGGUGAGGCCAACCAGAACCAAGUGAAGGUCCACAGGAUCCUUUCCAAUACCCACCGGCAGGCCUCAAGAGUGGUGUUGUCCUUCGAUUUCCCUUUCUAUGGGCAUCCUCUGCGGCAGAUCACUAUAGCAACUGGAGGCUUCAUCUUCAUGGGCGACGUGAUCCACCGGAUGCUCACAGCUACCCAGUACGUGGCCCCCCUGAUGGCCAACUUCAACCCGGGCUACUCCGACAAUUCCACAGUGUCUUACUUUGACAAUGGGACAGUCUUUGUUGUUCAGUGGGACCACGUCUACCUCCAAGGCCGAGAGGACCGGGGCAGCUUCACCUUCCAGGCCGCUCUGCACCGUGAUGGCCGCAUUGUCUUCGGCUACAAAGAGAUCCCCAUGUCCGUCCUGGAGAUCAGCUCCUCCCAGCACCCCGUCAAAGCAGGCCUGUCAGAUGCCUUCAUGAUUGUCAACCCAUCCCUGGACGUGCCAGAGUCUCGGCGAAGGACGAUCUUUGAAUACCACCGGGUGGAGCUGGACUCCAGCAAGAUCACCAGCACGUCGGCCGUGGAGUUCACCCCAUUGCCAACUUGCCUGCAGCAUCGGAGCUGUGACACCUGCAUGUCCUCGGACCUGACCUUCAACUGCAGCUGGUGCCAUGUCCUGCAGAGGUGCUCCAGUGGUUUCGACCGCUAUCGCCAGGAAUGGCUGGCCUAUGGCUGUGCCCAGGAGGCAGAGGGCAGUACGUGCGAGGACUUCCAGGAUGAGGACCACUACUCGGCCUCCCCUGACAGCUCCUUUGGCCCCUUGGACGGCGACCUCACCACCACUUCCUCCUCCCUCUUCAUUGACAGCCUUACCACUGAAGAUGACACCAAGUUGAACCCUUACGCAGGAGAUGGUCUCCAGGACAACCUGUCCCCAAAGACAAAGGGCCCCCCUGUGCACCUGGGCACCAUCGUGGGUAUCGUGCUGGCCGUCCUUCUGGUGGCAGCCAUCAUCCUGGCUGGUAUUUACAUUAAUGGCCACCCCAACUCUAAUGCUGCGCUGUUCUUCAUUGAGCGGAGACCUCACCACUGGCCAGCGAUGAAGUUCCGCAACCACCCCAACCACUCUACCUACACUGAGGUGGAGCCCUCGGGCCAUGAGAAGGAGGGCUUUGUGGAGGCCGAGCAGUGCUGAGGCCAGGCAAGAAAACCCAGGAUGGCCAUAAAAGAUGCACUGUGCAAAGAGAAGAAGUAACUUUUGCAGGCCUUCUCCAAGCACCUGGGCCCAGAAGAGGAGAUGGGUGGCUUGUGGUGCUGGGGCCGCAGUUUAGCCCACAGCCCAGCUAAAGAGGGGGCAGCACAGCAACCAUGGGGGGGUUUAAAGGAACAAUCACCUAAUCUCAUCCUGUUUAAUAAGAGGGGUCUCCCCUUGGUUCUCUCAAUGAUCUACUCUCUAGCUGUCCCAGACCUACCUCCCCACUGGAGGUGGCCUCAUGACCUUCCGGCCUCUUGAGGCUCCUGUGUAGAUCACAGGCUCACUAAAAAGCCUGGGGCAGGACUGCUGCGUUCCAGGGCCUAGACUCAAGAGCUGGUCCUCCUGGCUCUGGAGGCAGCGCACUUAGCCCCAGCUUCUGUGGCUCUGGAAGCCAAAGAAGGGGUUCUCUCCAUCUGUGAAGAUCUAAGCCCUUAGGACAUGUCGUCAUGGGAGAGAAGCCAAGUAAGAGGAAAGGAAGAAGGGGCUGGGGCUGGGGCUCAGCGGCAGAGUGCUCAUCUAGUGCGUGCGAGGCUCU
This is a messenger RNA of Marmota flaviventris (yellow-bellied marmot), 2436 nucleotides long. The record is from RefSeq and is a predicted model, not a curated record. Lineage: Eukaryota; Metazoa; Chordata; Mammalia; Rodentia; Sciuridae.